This is a messenger RNA of Erigeron canadensis, 2123 nucleotides long. Its product is annotated as DEAD-box ATP-dependent RNA helicase 7-like. Gene Ontology annotation, molecular function: ATP binding; helicase activity; RNA binding. The transcript is spliced from 14 exons. NCBI's taxonomy places the organism in Eukaryota, Viridiplantae, Streptophyta, Magnoliopsida, Asterales, Asteraceae. The record is from RefSeq and is a predicted model, not a curated record. The coding region runs from base 151 to 1995 and encodes 614 amino acids.
GCAUUAAUUACGUACGUUCAUGUUCUUCAAUUUGUGAAUUUUACGUAAGAUAAAAGUGUUAUGGAUUUGUUUAUAAUAGAUUUUAUUUCAUUUUUGAAUAUAUGUUAAAGAGUAUGAAUAUGAUUAUUGAAGACGAUUAAAAGGAAGAAUAUGAAAUCAAUGGGAAUGCAUGAAUAUAAUGAUAGUGUUAAUGAUAAGAAUCCAAAUUCGGUAUCGAAUUUCAAGAUAUCAGAACCAUUAAGGAACGCAUUGGAGAUGAAGGGGAUUGAAUCUUUGUUUCCUAUUCAAGCUCGUACGUUCGAAUUAAUAUAUGACGGUCAUGAUUUGAUUGGAAAGGCUAAAACUGGCCAGGGUAAAACAUUAGCAUUCAUUUUGCCGAUACUAGAGUCCCUAACAAAUGGACCUGAGAAAGCAUCACGGAGGAGUGGUUACGGUCGAGCACCAACAAUUCUUGUGCUUCUACCUACAAGGGAAUUAGCAAAGCAGGUAUUUUCUGACUUUAAAUACUAUGGUGAUGCGGUGGGAUUGACAUCGUGUUGUUUGUAUGGUGGAGGUGGAGCGUCAAUUUCUCCUCAAACAGCACAACUGAAAAAAGGGGUGGAUAUAGUUGUGGGGGCCGUCGGUCGUGUUAAGGAUCACAUAGAGAGAGGAAAUCUUGAUUUCAGUUCUCUGAAGUUCCGCAUUCUUGAUGAAGCUGAUGAAAUGUUGAGGCAGGGAUUUGUUGAAGACGUGGAGUAUAUUCUAGGCAAGGUCAAUGAUGCAAGCAAAGUUCAAACUGUUUUGUUUAGUGCAACUUUACCAGCUUGGGUAAACCAUAUUGCUUCACAGUUUCUGAAAGCGAACAAAAAGACUGUAGAUCUUGUUGGUGUGGAGGUAAUGAAGGCCAAUGAAAACGUGAGACAUAUAAUCAUGCCUUGCUCUAGUUCAGCAAGAUACCAAGUUCUUCCUGAUAUAAUUCGCCAUCAUAACAGUGGAGGACGAACCAUUAUUUUUACAGAAACAAAAGAUUAUUGUUCUGAACUUGCUGGAGUGUUGCCCGGAGCACGACCAUUGCAUGGGGAUAUACAGCAGACUCAACGCGAGGCAACACUUGCAGGGUUUCGAUUGGGGAAGUUCCUGAUACUAGUUGCCACAAAUGUGGCUGCACGUGGACUGGAUAUAAACGAUGUUCAGUUGAUUAUCCAGUGUGAACCACCACGUGAUGUUGAUGACUAUAUUCAUCGAUCAGGAAGGACAGGAAGAGCAGGAAAUUCUGGUAUUGCCAUUACACUUUAUGAGCCAAGGAGAGCAAAUAUUUCUAAGUUAGAGAGAGAAGCUGGUGUAAAAUUCGAACACGUGUCAGCUCCUCAACCAUCCGAUAUCGCCAAAGCUGCUGGUGUGGAUGCUGCAGAAGCUAUACUUCAAAUCACGGAUAGUGUGAUCCCCGUCUUUAAGUCAGCUGCUGAAGAUCUCUUGAACACUUCUGGUCUCUCACCUGUAGAACUGCUCGCUAAGGCGCUUGCCAAGAGCAUUGGUUAUACACAGAUCAAGCAAAGAUCAUUACUAACUUCCAUGGAAAAUUAUGUGACAGUACUUCUCGAGGCUGGAAGACCCAUUUACACGCCUUCUUUUGCUUAUGGUGUCUUGAGGAGGUUCUUACCUGAAGAGAAGGUUGAGUCCGUUAGAGGUCUUGCAUUGACUGCUGAUCAAAAAUGUGCUGUUUUUGAUGUUGCUGUUGAUGAUUUGGACACAUUCCUUGCAGGGCAGCAAAAUGCCGGUGGUAUAAGGUUAGAGGUGGUGAAAGCAUUGCCACCAUUGCAGGAAAAAGAACAGUCAAGGGGGCGAUAUGGAGACAGCCAUGUUGGAUAUGGUAACAGAAGAGGCGGUUCUGGUAGUGGCAAUGUUGGUGGGUUCUCACGAGGUGGACGAGUUGGUCUAUCAGAUGGUCGUAAUGACAGGUUUCUUAGAGGUUCUAGCGGCGGAGGUAGAGGCCGAGGGGCCUAUAGAAAAUGGUAAAGCUCCACCGAACAGAUAUUUAGCUGUAGUUUUUCUGGUGGCCACAACCCAUCCAAGUUAUGUAAUCAAAUUGUUGCCAAGAGCCCAAUUGAAUUUUGAGAUGAAAUAGGAACUUAUGAUUUAGAAAA